AAACAUCCAUGGUAUUGUUAAAAGUAAGAGACCGAUUAGUGAUUUUCUGUGGCUUAACAAGUUGGACAUUGCUAAGGGUAUCCUUGACAGUGGCGAGACGUACAAUAACUGUAAAGCAGCUACUUGUUUUAUGGAGAACAUUGCAGAAGUCGAACGAGAGGGUAUUUUAGAGUCAGUUAAAAAUGCAAAGUUUUUCAGCCUCACAAUGGAUGGAUCUACGGAUGAAGCUUCAAUAGAGCAGGAGACACUUUUUGUGAGAUACUGUGUUCAAGGUGACGUUUGUACAAAAUUUCUUACAAUUGGAGAGCCAGCCUCAACUUCUUCUGCUGACUUGUACACUUUUGUUACCACUAAUCUGAAGAAGCGUGAAUUGAAUAAGGGCAUCCCAUUGAUUGGUUUUGGAUGUGAUGGUGCAGCAAAUAUGGUAAAUAUUUUAAUUUUCAGCUGACACAAAACUUUUGAGCAACAUUCAAUAGCAAGCUGUGAAAAAAAGUAUAGAAACAUAAGUUCUUUCUCAAUAAGAUUGAACAAUUUUAAAUUUGAAUUACAAUUAUGGAACUUCAUUUUAACAAUUUUAGAUGGGCAAAAAAGGAGGCCUGGUGACACUGCUGCAAAAGGAUUUUCCAGAACUGUUGGCCUGUCAUUGUUUGGCUCAUAGACUAGAACUUUCUUUUCGUGACAUGGUCAAGGGAGAUAAAAAGUAUGAGCGUCUGUCUACCCUACUCCUUGGUAUAUUCUACUUUUACAAAAGGAGCCCAAAGCAACGCAGUAAUCUCAGACACACCUUUAAGGUGAUGAAUGUAAAGGGCACACUUCCCCACAGAGUAUCAGGCAGUCGCUGGAUGCCACACAUGCAAAGAGCAUUAAAGUCGCUCUUUUCAAGUUUUCCUGGAUAUGUCUCUCAUCUGCAGAAUGAGUCGCAUACCAAUCCCAAAGCAGAGGGUCUGGUGAAAAUCAUGUGCAACUUCCAAGUUAUUGUUUAUGCCACAGUGUUACUGGAUGUCUUGAAUCCACUGGUCAGACUAUCCCUCUUUCUACAGUCCAAGGAUGUGACACUAGCUGAUGUCCAUUUGAUGGUACAAUCCACUCUCAGCCAUUUAAAAUCUCUGGAUCAGAAGAAGAGUGAGACUCUUUUAAACUUGGAAGAAACCAAGGAAGUUGCAGGCAUGCCAUUAACAUCUGCAGGGCCCUUUGACAGUGAUUCUUUAAUUAAGAAAAUGGUUACUGGCAUGACAAAGGCAAUAAGUAUUAGAUUUGCAGAUCUUGGAGAUGAAGUGAAAUUUACAGAAAUUGCCAACUUUAGAAACUGGCCGAUGGAGGAAUUGAAAGGUAAUAAUGAUUAAAUACUGUAUUAUAAUAGCAAAUGAGGUUACAAAAUGAUUUAUGAUAUGUGGAUUGUCUGUAAACAAACAUCUAAUGUGAACAUUUCAGAAA
Ostrea edulis (European flat oyster) is the source of this 1434-nucleotide messenger RNA. RefSeq names its product E3 SUMO-protein ligase KIAA1586-like. The coding region runs from base 579 to 1343 and encodes 254 amino acids. The transcript is spliced from 4 exons. Lineage: Eukaryota; Metazoa; Mollusca; Bivalvia; Ostreida; Ostreidae. The record is from RefSeq and is a predicted model, not a curated record.